AUUGCUGAGACUGCGUUGCGAAGUUAUAAAUACACUGCGUUGUAAUAAGUACAGAGCGGACCAAAUCUGUGGUAUCUUUUUGAAUAUCAAAAUACUAAAAAGAUGCAUUUCUUCUAUUUGUCUCUUAUCGACUAUUUGACUUCACUAACUUCACUUGCACUACAGUUUCCUUUUUGGUUUGCUUCACAACAAAAACAUCAGAAAUAACAAUGACUUUACAACUAUGAUAGAUUACAAUAAAUAUGCAUAUCCGUAGAAAAUCGGCUACUGUGACCAACGCCCAUCAAGAUGAUAAUAUGUGGCUUAUAAUAAAAUAACUCGCAUAAGUUCAUUACAUUUGCCGUUAUGAGAAAGUGUCCCCUGCCAGCACCCAGUAAAAAUAAAGGACCAUUACUUCCACCCGUAACUACCAAGUCCAACAAGCCAAACUGCCAUUGCGGUCAUUGCCCCUGUGCCAAAGAGUCGUGGUCGGACGAUGACGAGGACUUUGACAUCGACGAGUCGGACUCGGAAGCGAAACGUCACAGUAUGAUAAGGAAAAACAUGCGCGAAAUCAAAGCUAUGUCCAAACAUGUCCGGCAAUCGCGCAGGGUAAAAUGCUUGGAGGAGAGUAAAAGAAAGCCUUUUCCGAGCACGUCGAAGAAGGAACCGAAGAAGAAGAAAAAGAAGCCGAGGAAGAAGUCUAGUUUGUUGGAGAUGAUACCUGACGAGCGCGAGUGUGCGUGCGAGAUCAUGGCGCGCGCGGCUGCGGCCAGCCUGCACCGCCACGUGGGGCUGUACGACCGCCGCGCGGACAUCAACGCCGAUCUGCGAGAACCUGAGCCCGUGCCCGAGACCACCGAACAACCUGGACCAGCUCCCUAG
This is a messenger RNA of Pectinophora gossypiella (pink bollworm), 864 nucleotides long. RefSeq lists its product as uncharacterized. Bases 346 to 864 code for a protein of 172 amino acids. Lineage: Eukaryota; Metazoa; Arthropoda; Insecta; Lepidoptera; Gelechiidae. The record is from RefSeq and is a predicted model, not a curated record. The transcript has 2 exons.